AUGCCCGGCGCAUCUCAGAGGCAACCAGCCAAUCCAUUGUGCAACCGCUUCGCUUUCUGCGCUUAUCGGCACAACCGAGCACGCGGAGGAAGCGGAUGCUGCUCCUCUGUCGCUGUCGCCACUUUUUCGAACGUAUGGGGACACGCGGUCCUCCUCGAUUACACCGCGUCGAAGAUCCGUUUACCGAUCCGCCGGGUUAGUGGGCCAGAAGACGGUGGCGGUCCGCAUGCCUUCGCACCCCGUCGCGCGCGUGCUCAUUGCCCUCCCCUCGCCGCGCUGAUCGCGAACUCUUCGGGGAAGCCAAGUACCACACGCACGGAGCACGUCGUGCGCGGUCUCGAGGGGCGCGUUGCGAUCGUCCUGGACGGCGGGGCGGGCAGCCUGGGGGUGGGGAGCACUGUCGUCGACGGGCUGCAUCCGGACGGCGCGAUCCGUGUGCUGCAGCCGAGUGGUGUGACGGUCGAGGACCUGGAGCGCGUCAUUCGGGAGGAGCUGGGCGAGGAGGAGAGGGAGGCAGUGCCGCGGGUUCUGGUUCAUCGAUGCGAUUAUGCUGACGAGGUGAUCGAGAGCACGCCGACGACACCUGGGAUGAAGUACCUGCACUUCUUCGACCACCACUUCCUUCUGGCGGACAAGGACCCUCCUUCUCUACGCUCGCGCUUCAGAAUCAAAACCCGGGAGGCGGAUCUGCCAGAGACGCAGCGCGAGCUGGUCGUGAGCGAGAUCGCGCAGUUUCGAGAGCGGGCGGCGAAGAAGGAGCGGGAAAAGGUGAAGGAGCUGGAAAUACAGACGCGGAGCCAGAUUGCGGCUUCAGCCGCACCUGCUGCGCCGAAUCGGUGGGGCGGAGGCUCCAGUGGCGGCGCCGGCGGUGCGCAGGCUGGACAGAGAGGCUCGGACCCGGAACCAGGAAGCAGGGCGUUCGGAGGUGAUGCCCAAGGAUAUGGCAAACCCGUGGAGUUUGUCAAAGGGGCAAGCAGUGCCGGUACACCCACACAGACCGACGAACAGAUGGAGGCUGGGAGAAAGGAAGCAAGGAGAAAAGAGGAGGAGCUAUCAUCCAGAGAUCAAGACCGUCGAUACGAACCGCGAGAACGACAACGGCUGGCUGCACUGGAACGGGCAAUUACACGGGAUCGUGCGACCAAGUCAUCACACGCGCAAGUCAAAUCAGACAUGUUGAAGCCGCAGAAGGUACGAGACGACGCCACGGAUCGAGCAGACGAAGAGAGGGAGAAGUCUGAGCUUGAGCAGGCGAGCGAGAUGUUCUUGCAGCAGCAAAUGGAUGGUUUGCGACGCAGCGAGGAGGCAAGGAAGGCAGGAAUGUUGGUGGAUAGCGGUGGGCCGGUCAAGCUCAAUACGUCAUUCGCAGCAGCAGCCCCUACAACCAAGGCUGUGGCCUCAGGAGAUGCCCUUGGCUUCGAUCUCGAUGAACCACCCGAUGCUCGCUGUCCACCGGUCCUUUCCUCUCGCGUGGGCCUUGUCAGCAUCAACGCUCGUCGCGGCGCUGCUUCUUGUCAUGGUCCUGCGCAUGCCCGUGGGUGUCCCGUCGACGCGGGUCGGCAAGGUCAAUAUCGGGGUCUCGGUCUCGCCGGAGGACUACACGUCGCUGUGGGGCUGGGUUGUGUUCAGCUGGGUGUGCCCCUAGAUCAGACGCCGAAUCAGGGCUCGCACUCGACUUUGGACUUCAAAGAUGUGCGGGAGCUCAGCGCGACCCAUGUGUUGCGGGCGGUGUUCUCGACGUUCCAGCAGACAUCUGCCAUGCCCCUGUUGAUGAAAAUCGCUCGCCAACGCGCUCGAUCUCACAAUCAAGUUUCUUGGGACGCUGGUUUGCAUUGCCUUGUAUUUACCAAACCCGUAGUUCCUCAAGUCAACGUCUGCUCGACUACUGGACCAGCCGCACCUGACUCGGUCGACCGGUCGCUUGCGUAUAUCUACGCGGAGGCCAUCUUUGGGGUGGGGCUGGUGAAUGCGGAGCUGUCUGUCGAGCAUCUCUAUACAGGUAAGAUUAUGAACAUGAUGUCAACAGAUGCGGAGCAGGUGUCCACCAUGAUUUCGCGUCAACGGGACGACGGUCAUCGCCUUGCACCUCGGUUUCACCGGUCUGACGACUCUGCACGAAUCCUCCUCAAAACUGGUCCUCGGCGAGUUCGGCAACUUCUAGUCGAUCGGGACAGACGAGACUCUCUGCUCGUGGGUGGUUCGUACCUUGUGUACACUGCCACCAUCUCUGGCUCGACCCUUGGCCUUGUCGGCGAUCUCAAUGCAACCGUUCCGCUCACCGUGUUUGGCGCGUUGGGAGUGAAGCAUGUCACCUGGAACGGCGCUGCUGUGCACACUACAUCGGCCUCCGCUGGGUCAUUUGCCGGAAGCCUGGCUCCGCGAUCUGCGGCCACGAAAAUCAAGAUCCCGAAGCUGGCUGGGUGGAAGUAUGCUGAUUUGCAGCCGGAGAUCAAGUCCGCGUUCAAUGAUGCUAGGGUUAGUUAUUAG
Molecule: messenger RNA, 2487 nt
Organism: Mycena citricolor
Lineage: Eukaryota; Fungi; Basidiomycota; Agaricomycetes; Agaricales; Mycenaceae
Source: the annotation of a GenBank genome assembly